AUGGCGGAAGAGGGUUUCAUUGUUCCGGUGGAGACUCAAGCGUCUCUCAAGAAGAAAACGGCCAUUUAUAGGAGUUGGGUUUUGAUAGAUAAAUCUGGGCAGAGUGCAAUUUUAGAUUUGGAUAAGUAUGCUAUCAUGCGAAGAGUGCCAAUACAUGCGAGAGAUCUUCGAAUUCUUGAUCCCCUUUUGUCUUAUCCUUCUACGAUUUUAGGCCGGGAAAGAGUGAUUAUUCUCAAUUUGGAGCAUAUCAAAGCAAUUAUAACUGCGGAAGAGGUAUUGCUUCGAGAUCCACUGGAUGAUACUGUUGCUCCCAUUGUGGAAGAACUUCAAAGAAUAUUGCCUCUGGUGAAUGGCCAAGGAGAAUCACAAAACAACGUUGAAGCCAAUGAAGGAAAUGAAUUCUCAUUUGAAUUUCGGGUUCUAGAAGUAGCACUGGAAGGCAUAUGCAGUUUUCUAGAUGCACGUACAAGGGAAUUGGAGCAUGCUACUUACCCAGCUUUAGAUGAGCUGACCUCCAAAGUAAGGGAUUUCUUCUGCAUAUUGAUUAGCAGCCGUAAUUUGGAUAGAGUGCGUAAAUUGAAGAGCUCAAUGACAAGAUUGACCAGCCGGGUUCAGAAAGAAGAAGAGAAAUUAGUUAUUCCUCUUCAUGACUGA
This is a messenger RNA of Ilex paraguariensis (yerba mate), 654 nucleotides long. NCBI's taxonomy places the organism in Eukaryota, Viridiplantae, Streptophyta, Magnoliopsida, Aquifoliales, Aquifoliaceae. The record is from the annotation of a GenBank genome assembly.